This is a messenger RNA of Pogona vitticeps (central bearded dragon), 1973 nucleotides long. Lineage: Eukaryota; Metazoa; Chordata; Lepidosauria; Squamata; Agamidae. The record is from RefSeq and is a predicted model, not a curated record.
CAUUGUUGGCUCAUAUUCAGCUUUUGAUCUACAACAGUGGUUCUCAACCUUGGACAACCCAGGUGUUCUUGGACUGCUGGAUGCACAACAUAAAGAACUUUUGGCUGAUCCUGUAAGACUAAACAAGAUUGAAAUAAUUAUUGAAACUAUGAGAAAUGGAAACGUCCCUGGCUCAGACUGCUUUCCUUUUGAAUGAAAUUCACCUGAACCAGACGACCCCAAUCAGUGAGUUUAUCCACUACACUGAAGGUAGCAGUGACACUAGCAUGCCGGAUUCUUCCGUGCUGGUGGCCGGAGUAGUCAUUGGAGUCGUGCUGUUUCUCUCCUGUGUGGCCAUCAUUAUUGGCAGCCUGCGAAAGAAGAGGUGUUUUCAACAUCUCCAAUUUCAGAGAGAUGCCAGUUACACUCCCGAUUGCUUCUCUUAUGGCAGCUCCAUUGGAGAAAUUAGGUCCAGCUGUACUGAGGAGUUUCCACCAGCCUUUUACUUCAGUUCUUACACUGAAACACUCUCUCAGGCCAACAUCACACAUCCGGAUUCUCCUCCUCGUUACGAGGAAUGCGUGGGACCAGGGGCAGCCCAGAUCUAUCUUCCUACCGAUGAUCCGCCACCUUACUCCCUAAUCGAUCCUUGUCAACACAACGAAUUGGCAAUAAACAUUCCUUGGGAGGAAGCAGCAGCAGCACCACCUCACCGGACUGUUACAGGAAGAGGUGCUGGAUAUUUGGUCGGACUGCAAGAUUCGCAGCAGCCCAUCCCCUCCAUUUCCUUGUCGUCCUCGUUCCCAGUGGAGGCGGCCCCCCCAUAUGAAAUGGUGGCGCACGAACAGAAUGUCCCUCUGCCACGAGCCCCACUGGACGGACUGAAAAACUCCACGGAUUUUUUCAACAGAAUAAUAUAAAGGGAAACGAUCCCAAAGCAACUUUCUGAAAGAAUCCAUCGUGCUGAAGAAAGGACGAUGAUAUGGAACAAGAACCACCCGCUCACCAAUGUACUUAAUGACACUUUGUUCCUCUUUUCUACUUUUCACAGGGCUAGAAUCAGCUGCGUUUUGGGGGUGGGAGUGGGAGGUUUACACCAGAUUUUGAAAGUUUGCCUACAUGUUUACCUCCAUAUUUUUGGACUGUUCUCUCCAAAGUAUAAAACAAUAAAAACAACUGUAGGGUUUACUGAUAUUUCUGUAAGGUUUGAAAGCAGGUGGGCCAAACCACACACAGCAUAGAUCGAGGGGGAACCCAACGAUGGGCCUCACACCUUGUUUGACGGCAAUUCUCAUCAGCCCUGGCCAGUAUAGCUUGUGGGAGAGGAAUGCUGGGAACUGCAGUCCAAAAAUAUUUGUACGUUUGCCCAUCCUGGAGUAGGUACAUGUCAUAGGUUAUGUAGUCAAAUCCAGUUGUCUGGUUUGGUAGGGUGCUUUGCAUGUCUUAGAAAAAAAGGAAUAAACUAAAGGGCCGGCAUACCUUUAUAAGUAUUGUUUGAAAGACAGUAAUAAUAAGAAAGACUUCAGUUGUUUGCAGUGUGUUUGGGGAAAAUGUAUAUUUAUUUAGAUUUUCCUAACUUGUUUUUCCUCUUGAAAAAGGCGUAUAAGAAGUAUUUCCACUUUAAAGAUGGGAAAGUUAGGUUCAGAGAGAGACCCAUAAAGUUCCCAACUAAGCUUGAAUCUGAACCCAGCACUUAAUUUACUUGCUUUCAAAAACUGUCCACAGAAGAUUCCCAAUAUUUUGUUUGUUUGCCAUCCAUUAGCACAAAAGCAACAAUAUAUAUUAGAGAAUCACAAAGAACCGGGGAGUCAAAGAAAAAUUGGCAUUUCCUGCUCUUUCUCCAGUCAUUCUAAACUGAAAGGGGACAGACUGAUACAUGGAAUAGAGUGUUAGGAUAGAAAUAUCAAAAAACCAGCUUCAAAUCCUUUUGCUUUUCAAAGCUCUCAAGAGCCCUUCUUUGAGCUUGUGCAAAUACAGGUACCUUUAGAAACCUU